This is a messenger RNA of Mizuhopecten yessoensis (Yesso scallop), 2946 nucleotides long. RefSeq names its product T-box transcription factor TBX20-like. Gene Ontology annotation, cellular component: nucleus. Gene Ontology annotation, biological process: heart development; cell fate specification; positive regulation of DNA-templated transcription. The coding region runs from base 34 to 1086 and encodes 350 amino acids. Lineage: Eukaryota; Metazoa; Mollusca; Bivalvia; Pectinida; Pectinidae. The transcript has 5 exons. The record is from RefSeq and is a predicted model, not a curated record. Gene Ontology annotation, molecular function: DNA-binding transcription factor activity, RNA polymerase II-specific; RNA polymerase II cis-regulatory region sequence-specific DNA binding.
AAGUAACAAAGUUGGACUUUUUGUUUCAGGCGGAUGUUCCCCACUUUACGAAUGUCAUUCACGGGAGUUGACCCCGAGGUUAGGUACAUGGUGCUUAUGGAUAUAGUUCCAGUGGACAAUAAGCGUUACAGAUACGCCUACCACCGGUCAUCGUGGUUGGUGGCCGGAAAGGCCGACCCGCCCCUCCCGACCAGACUUUACAUGCACCCUGACUCUCCCUUCACCGGAGAACAACUCCAAAAACAGACCGUCUCAUUUGAAAAACUGAAACUUACAAACAACAUGUUGGAUAAAAAUGGGCAUAUUAUAUUGAAUUCAAUGCAUAAAUACCAGCCGAGAAUUCACAUCGUGAGAAAGAAGGAGUCGAUCGCUAAUCAGACCUCAAUUACGAGUCUGGAUGCGGAGGAAUUCAAGACCUUCGUCUUUACGGAGAGUGUGUUUAUCGGUGUGACUGCCUACCAGAACCAACUGAUCACUAAGCUGAAGAUUGAUAGCAACCCGUUUGCGAAGGGAUUCCGGGAUUCGACAAGAUUGACAGAGUUUGAAAGUCCAUCAUCUGCCUCUGACCACGUCUUUCUUAAAUACAGAGAAAGUAUGGAGACGUUGAUCCAGCAGCACACAUACGCCCGGUCACCACUCCGGUCUUACACAGACGCCGAGCUGGAGGAGUCCCUAAAACAACACCGGGAGUUCCUUGCCAAAGAAGAGACAGAAAAGCAAGGUAUGCUACCUCAUCCACACUUUCCAAUAUGGCGGCCGAUUCCCUCAUCUGUGAUGGGUUCCUCCGCCGGUGCUGCCUCCUACAUGCCUAAUGACAGUCGAUCACUUUACGCCCUCUAUGGUGGCUUAUUUGGACUUCAUAACUCCAGCUUUGUGUUUCCGACGGUGGCGUUUCAUCCGUUUGUUAGUGCCAAUAAUCUCCGGAUGAGAGAAUCCAUGCCCGGAAGUGUAUCAUACUCAUCGUCUUCGGAAACCCCCGGACUUCCUUAUCCCGCAUCUAUGUACAGAUAUCAUCCAUAUUUAUCACCUGACAAAAUGGCCCAGAAAGGUUCGGACUCCUCGGUGGUGGACAGUUGUCGACCCUAGCAGUUAUAAUCAAUAUAUAUUUGCCAAAAUACAUCGAUAACAUACUCAAUUUACUCUGAAUCAAUUAGCUAAACUAAGUGAUCGAGUUGUAAUAUGUGUUAGCCUCUAGUCGCCAUUCAACAGAAGUUGAUCUUGCCGUUCAAAACGAAGUAAGAAACUCUUCUUUUGAAAUAACUGGUUAACGGACAGUACAUUUAUUUAUAUGUCAGACAGUUAUAUCCUCCGGUUAGGGUGUUGGGUAAAGUAUAGGGUGAACUAUAUCAGCAUUUGUACAAAGAGACAUGUGUUUAUGUGUCUGUGAUUACCCUUGUAUCGAUUUGGAUGCUGAUGGACAACGUUUUACUACAGAAUUACAUUUUGUGCCAUAUAGGACACCAACAAUGAUAAAUAAUUGCUGUGAUACUUUUGUUCAUUAGAUAUAAAUUAUUUGGAGAUAUUUCAAGACUCACUCAUACUGUUUAUAUGAUAAGGUAUGACUUCUGAGAGAGAAAAAAAUAUGACAUGAGUUAUAAAAUAUUAUUAUGCAAGUGUAUUUUACCGUAUUAAUUAGAAAGUUGAGAAAUCAACAUUCAGAUAAUACCGUAGGACACACUCUUCAACUGAGUGGGACAUUAUAGAUAUAUGAAAUGGCAGCCAAUUUCAAAAAUUGUUUGCAUUAGUUAAAACUGAUCAACUCUUAAUUAUAUAGGUGUUUGUUUGUGUAGAUAUUUAUUUGUUUAGUUAUGUGUAUAUAUCUCAAUAACAUGAAAGUGCUUAUGGUGUAUUGCUAAUUGACAACAGUUUAUACACUGUUCAGAUUAUAUACAUCUUAGGAUUGAUCGCAUCAUCAUGUCAAUAAACUACUGACAAUUUCCACAAGUUGUUUAUACAGUUAUUUGGAGAAAAAACAUCACGUCAUUUCAUGCUGAACAUAACAAUUUCAAUUUCUCUUUUUAGCGUUGCCAUGUAAUAUUCUUCUUGUGCCAAAACUGUUUCGCCUCCUUGUGUUUCUAGUAACUCUCAUCCAUUAUUGACAAAAUGUAGGAGACAGGGCUUAGAUUGGUGUUUACAUUGAUAAAAUAUAGGAGACUUAGUGUAAAUCAGUGUUGCGCAUGCCCAGUCUGUAGGACGGUAGUUUCUUGUGUCACGGUAUUAGUGACGAUCUGGUAAUCCUAUUACAGUAUGCACUAUUCAUCGCCAGUAUUGGGGUAAUUCAUCUUGUUUUAAUAUUCACAAGUCAAUGAGAUUAUCAAAAGUGUUUAACAUGUAGUUCCGGUCACUGGACCGCUAAAUGAACUUGUCCAAGAACCAACAAGGCUGAGCUCUGUCAGCUUGUAGCAACACUGUCCUCAAUAAUUGUUACAUUAGUUGUUAUAUACAGUUAGAACAAUUUGUGACUUUCUCUGUUGAUUUUGAUUAUCUACAUAUGUCCACAGUACAAAAUAAACAAAAAAUACAUGCAUUAUAUUGUUUUUAUCGGUCUGCUAGUUUGGAACUGCUAAAUUAAUUAUACAAUAAAUAAAGAUAAUAUUUUGUUUUAUACUAAAAUGCAUUUUUUUUUAAAAUAAGACGAAAAAUACUUGUAACGCCAUUCAAUCAUUAUGUGUUUUAGAUCUCUCCUAUUAGAUACUGUAAGAAGUGACCAUGCUAACAUAACAAUACUUGACUCUGUAGGCGGACAAGCUGUCAGGGUAUGGUCCUUGUCGGAAUGUGUGAAGACUAGAAUUGUAAUGUGUGUUUGUGCUGUGGUAUGGAUUGAUACGAGUUAUAAAAUAAGAGGAAUGCCGAAAUCAGGAGGAAUUAAACGAAAUCAAUGUUCUAUAUGGGGUUUUGUUUAGAUGGUCUAUCAGAUUUCUAUGUAAAUAAAACCGGAUAUUUAUA